AAAGGUGUAAAAUUCGUGAGUGUGCAGUAUUUGUAAGAAAAACAGGUAGCUAACAAAAGGAAACGGUGAAACAAUAAAAUUAAUUAUCCCCUUAUCAUCUAUAUACGAUAAGAAAACCGAUAAUUUUGGAAAGAAUUGAUAGCAAAACGUGUAUGUUCGCAAGUUAGAGUCAGUCAAUGAGGGAAUAUAUUGCGAAUAACACGAUUUUUAGGAUUCUAGAAUCCAGUAUAGAGAUAAUUAUCAAAAAAAAUUAAUAAAAAGAUGUGUAUGAGAACAACUUGAACAGUUUUAACCAGGAAUAGAUCCCGGAGAUUGUCCUUUGGGACGCACUGAGGGCACUUGAGGGCUGAUUUUAUUAAAAGUGUUUGUGCAUGAUUUUCUUAUAAGAGUGAAUCAUCAGAACGAAAUGAGUCCCAAUGUGAGAGAUAUAGUGAUUUUAGUGGUGUUUGUGGGGACUUUUGUACAAAUGAUUGAGUGUCCGGAUAUUUGGAGGAGAAAGAGGCACGUUGUGAUAGAAAUUGGCACGGAAACGCAUCAACAAGAACGGUCUGGUGAACGUCACGUUGAGGAUUUAGAAAAUGUGAACAGCCAAGGCCAACGUUAUCACAUCAACAGCCACAAUUUAGAUAGCAAAAUACCGACAAAUUUUAUCCCGGACAACAGAUUAGUUGAUGAAUUAUUGGUGGGUGCCAGUGGUGACAAUUCCGCACAAACAAUUGAUCAUUUUGCGUCUCCGGCGGAUUUGGUGACUACUGAAAAACUUCCAGUGGAAUAUGGUGAAACAUCUCAACAGGGACCUCAAUCGGAGGAAUAUCAAGGGUCUGGAGAAUAUUUAGGAGUAGAGCUUGAGACUAGUCGUCCGGAUUGUAUUCUUGGGCCGGCAGAAAUUUACCUAUCUUGGUGGCUACACAACGAUGGAAGUCUGAGAACAAGUGCACCCAGAAGACCCGAGAAUUCCCUCUUCCUGGAUUUAUCAGCCAUGAGACUGAGUGAGUCAAAAAUCUAUGAGAAAAUUCUACAACGCCUCCAUGAGCGACAAUUGGGCAGCUUCCCCAUAGUCUUCCUAUCGAUUGCCAAAAAUGGAUUAUCUCGUAUACCAUUUGAAAGUCUACAAUUGGUCACGGGAAGUCUAGAAUACCUAUCACUGACUGGAAAUUACUUUAAAACUCUCGAUAAUGAGAUUUAUUCAUUCCAGCCCAAUUCUUCUGAGCACCCAAUAUUUCCAGCUUUAGAGCAACUCAAGGAGCUUGAUGUGCGAAGUUGUUUCAUUGAGACAAUUGCAAAUGGGGCCUUUGAGGGCCUAACAAGCCUCCGAAAGCUCUAUCUGUCCCACAAUCGAAUAACAGAGCUAUCUGGGGAGACUUUUUCAUCUCUGCCUCGUCUGAUGCACCUCGAUGUGGCAUUUAAUACGCCAGAAUUAUGGGAGACACCAUAUCACAUGGACGAUGCCCUCGAGAGAGCUAUUGGUGGAGUUCGACUUGCUCCAGAUACUUUUGCUGGACUUGAAAAGUUGAAGUUCCUGGAUUUUUCACACACAAGAGUGGAAGCGGCCAGUACCCAUGCUUUCAGUAGACUCCCUCGACUUGUCCAGCAGUUGAGCCUUUGUCAUACUGGCGUCCAAAUUAUUGGGUACGGAAUGUUCAACGGAACGAAUCUUCAAGUGUUGGAUAUAUCGGGAAAUCCCGCUCUCACGAGCAACAUGAAAGUCAAUACAUUUGAAGGCCUCGAAGAUAAGCUAGAAAUCCUGUCGUUCCAGGACUCAAAUGUUAAACACCUUUCUUGGCUUCAACAUCUUCGAAAGUUAAGAAUGCUGAUGCUACGUGGAAAUAACAUAAAUCAACUAACCAACACAACAUUUAUCCAUACGCCUCAACUGGAAAUUCUAGAUCUCAGUGCGAAUCACAUUGGAAAUUGGUACUUUCGGGUUUUUGAGAAGAACCAACUCCUUCGUAUCCUGAAUCUUCGAGAGAACAAUAUCAAUAUGAUGACUCAUCAGAUGCUAGAUGAUUUCGAGAGGCUAGAAUUUUUGGGCUUAGGCAAGAAUGACUUCAUCUGUAACUGCAUCCUGAGAGAAUUUAUUGAUAUGGCUGCCAAUAACAAUCGCCCAAUCAAUUGCACAAUCUACGUAAAUCCAAUGCCAGACAUUAAUGACUUUCUCAUUGAAGAAGUCAUUCAGCAUUACCAUGAUAAUAUUGAUGAGAAUCGUUCGAAACGUGAGGCUCCUAGCUUUGAAAUAAAGCCCAUGCCACUGCCCGAAAAGAUGGAAGAAGUAUUCGAAGCGACCCUGGCCAUUUAUGACCUACCUUCACGAAUGUACUACGAGUACGUAAAGUCAAUGAACAGUAGUUACGUUAACAUGAUCGAUGCCAAAGUGAAAUAUGAUCUUCAGUACAUCUCAAAAGCUGAAUUUGAUCGUCUUGGUGCUGAAACACAAAGGAAUGGCUUCCGGGCAGUUGAGUUGAAAGACGAUGAAAACUGCACGAGUCAGACUCCACCGUCAUACUUUCGACGAUGCCCUCAACGGUUUCAGCCUCGAACAACCACAGAGAUCAUAUUUACAUUUCAACUUCUGGACUUCCAGGAGAAUGACUAUCGCUGCAUCAAUUCGAGCACCAAUAGGGAACAUUUCUUCUCGGAAAUCGAAAGUUGCCUCACAGAUCGUUCCAAUUGGCCAAACUUGGUCAGUGGUCUGAGACAGGCUAACAAUUCUUUAGUCACCAUCCUCAUUGUUGCCUUUGUCCUGUUGACGGUUUUCUGUUUUGGCUACUACAAAUGGUGGUACAUUAGAUAUUUCCUAAUCAUCAUCAAGAAUGCCACAAUUUUGAGUUUCCUUGAUAAAGAAAAGGAAAAAGUGCGUCAGGGAACGUCAACUGAUGCCUUCACGUAUGAUGUCUUUGUGAGUUUCUGCGAUGAGAACAGAGCCUGGGUGCUAGAGGAGCUUCUGCCUAACAUCGAAGGCAGACGCGAAAUCAGUGUUUGUAUGCACGAAAGAGAUUUCCAGGUGGGCGUUAGUAUAUUGGAAAAUAUCAUUUCCUGCAUGGACAGAUCGCGAUGCCUCCUCCUUGUCAUCAGUCAGAGCUUCCUACUCAGUCAAUGGUGUCAGUUUGAGAUGCAUCUUGCUCAACACAGGCUUUUAGAAACGUGCCGUGAGCAACUUGUACUCAUCCUUCUGGAAGAUGUUCCUAAGAGGAAGCGCCCAAAGACAUUGCAAUUUCUUAUGCGCACCAAAACCUACAUUCGAUGGCCGACACCGAGUAAGCGUCGCCGAAAAGAACACGUAAAGGGAUCAGAUGAAAAGGAAGUACCCGACAAAUCCCUCCAGGAGGAACGAAAGUUAUUCUGGAAGCGACUCAGACGUGCCCUAAUCGCUCACGAAUGGGAAGGUGACUCUUCAAGUGUCUAAGACGUGGACAAAAAUAGGAUUUAUGUGUGUUCAAGUACCUGGUUAAUUGAUAAGCUACAAUUUUUUUUAUUAAUUAAAUAAUCUGUUGAAUUUUAACAAA
Phlebotomus papatasi is the source of this 3503-nucleotide messenger RNA. RefSeq names its product toll-like receptor 2 (gene Toll-9). Gene Ontology annotation, cellular component: membrane. The coding region runs from base 407 to 3403 and encodes 998 amino acids. The record is from RefSeq and is a predicted model, not a curated record. The transcript is spliced from 7 exons. Gene Ontology annotation, biological process: toll-like receptor signaling pathway; inflammatory response; immune response. NCBI's taxonomy places the organism in Eukaryota, Metazoa, Arthropoda, Insecta, Diptera, Psychodidae. Gene Ontology annotation, molecular function: protein binding; transmembrane signaling receptor activity.